AACCUGAGGACACUCAGAGAGAGAGAGAGAGAGAGAGAGAGAGAGAGAGAGAGAGAGAGAGAGAGAGAGAGAGAGAGAGAGAGAAACCAGUCAGAGAGAGUGAGAGAGCCUCACACAGACCGUGCUGACUUUGUAGUUGCCGACAGACACCUGACAGUUUGCAGAUGCCGACAGAUGUGCCUCCAGAACAGCUCAGUCACAAAGAGAAUGUGAUCCAGUGUGACAGCAUGACUCUGCCCAGCACUCCCACUGUCCGCAGAGGAAGUACUCCCCUGCCAGUAAAGCACCAGCUCAGACGGGAAGAAGCCGUCCACGAUGACUGUGAGUGGACGUAUGAGGCAGCGGGACCUUCGGCCUCUUCGCUCACGUUCAGCAUCGCUUUGGACGACGCUCCCGUUGUGGCCGUGGAGGGCAGACAAGAGGGGCCGCUGAGGAUCGCCCUGCUGGGCCAGAAUGGCGUGGGGAAGUCCUCGCUGGCUCUGGCCUUUGCCGGGGACAUGGACAGGACUGCGUCUGUUGACUCUGACGGGGAGGGUUAUAUUCGCACAGUCACUGUGGACGAUGAGGACAGCGCCGUCAUUAUCUAUGACAACUGGAGACAG
Austrofundulus limnaeus is the source of this 602-nucleotide messenger RNA. RefSeq names its product GTP-binding protein REM 2. Gene Ontology annotation, molecular function: calcium channel regulator activity; GTPase activity; GTP binding. The record is from RefSeq and is a predicted model, not a curated record. NCBI's taxonomy places the organism in Eukaryota, Metazoa, Chordata, Actinopteri, Cyprinodontiformes, Rivulidae. Gene Ontology annotation, cellular component: plasma membrane.